This is a messenger RNA of Rotaria sp. Silwood2, 330 nucleotides long. The record is from the annotation of a GenBank genome assembly. NCBI's taxonomy places the organism in Eukaryota, Metazoa, Rotifera, Eurotatoria, Philodinida, Philodinidae.
AUGAUGUACGGUCGAUUGCCUGUCUUACCAUUUGAUUAUCAAGAUACAAAUGUUGCAAUUUCAUAUGAUUCUGAACAUGCAACAAAACAUAAACAAUAUAAACAACGUUAUGAUAUUAAUCGUUCUGAUCCAACUUACAAAAUCGGUGACUUAGUUCUUGUCAAAACAAUCAACAUCAAUUACAAAUUUUAUUGUCGUUAUAAAGGACCUUUUAGAAUUAUUCGAAAGCUUAAAUCAAACACAUUAAUUAUUCAACACCUCAAAAAACCAACAUUAUAUCGUCAUGUUACAACUGAUGUGUCGUGUCCAAUCUUCGAACGAAUUUAUUAA